Enterobius vermicularis (human pinworm) is the source of this 459-nucleotide messenger RNA. Lineage: Eukaryota; Metazoa; Nematoda; Chromadorea; Rhabditida; Oxyuridae. The record is from the annotation of a GenBank genome assembly.
AUGAUGAAUUUUCGUCUGGUCCUUUACUUCGGAACCACUUUGGCUCUUGCCGCGUCUUCUAAUGAUACUUCUUCGAUAAAAUCUAGUGAAAAAGUGGCUGUCCCUUCAACUCAGGAGAUUUCACCAGCAACAACUGGUAAGAAAGCGGCUACUGUUUCUGCUCAGAAUUCCUCAAAAGCAGCCAGAGAAGAAGCAACCGCUAAGGCAGUUCAGAAAAAUACAUCAGAAAAAAAGCUUGAGGAAGCAGCUACUACUUUCACUGACGAAACCGCGUCGAAGAUAACCAUUGAGAAAGGGAAUAUUGCUUCUACUCAGGAUUCUUCAGAAGUAACCGAUGGAGCAGAUAUUGACAUUUCUUUUGAAGACUUAAUUGAUGACUUAGUGGACGUUAAAGCAUUAACGAAAAUUUCACAGGGUGCGUUUCGUUUUAUUAAUUUAACUAGCAAGUGUAAGAAGUGA